CAGGGGAAGAAUGCAAGUCUUGAUGACAUGGCCCUUUUAGACAUUGUGUAUACUCAAGCUCAUCGGCACCAGAAGCUUUGGAGUGUCUUUCGGAUGAGUAAAGAACCAGGUGAAGAUGUUGACUUUUUUGACAUGAAACAGUUCCAAAGUUCCUUUAAGAAAAUUCUUCAGAGAGCAUUAAAAAAUGUUACAGUCAGCUUCAGAGUCGACGGGAAGAAUGCAGUGUGGAUUCGGGUUGCCUGGGGAACACAGUAUUCACGGCCAAACCAGUACAAACCCACUUUUGUGGUGUAUUAUCCCCAGACUCCGUAUGCCUUCAUUUCCACCAGCCAUCUGAAGAGCACUGUACCCCUUCUCCAUCAGGCCCUGAAGGUUGCUAGCAAACACCAUCAGAUCGUGCAGAUGGAUCUGAGAAGCCGGCACAUGGACUCGCUCAAGGCUAUUGUUUUUAGAGAGUAUGAUCAGACCUUUGAAAGUCACAACUCUACAAUGCCUCUACAAGAAGAAAGCCUUGGACUAGACCUGAAUUUGGAUUCAAACAUCAUUCAUGAAAACACAGAAGAAAGAGAGAGAAUCCAAAGAGUCACACAGGAGACCUUUGGAACCUAUCCCCAGCCACAGCUGGAAUUUGCACAGUAUAAGCUGGAGACCAGAUUCAAGAGUGACAUUAAUGGGGGCAUCUUGGCUGACAGGAAAGAACCUCUGAGGUGCCUUAUAAAGUUCUCAAGCCCAAACCUUUUGGAAGCAUUGAAGUCCUUAGCACCAGCCGGUAUAGCUGAUGCACCGCUUUCUCCACUGCUCACCUGCAUACCAAGCAAGAAAAUGAAUUAUUUUAGGAUUAGAGAUAAAUGAGAUACAUGUGACUUUGCUUGUAUUGUACAUGCAAUUCCAGUUAUGGCUGGCUAGCUUCUGUAUAUAAUCUUGUGUUUUAGAAAUCAACCUUUGGCAUUGGAAAUUCAGUGUUUUUAAUGUAACUGUUGGGAUUAACUAUGUCCUUCCUGUGUGCUUUCGCUUCUGUCUUCUACUAAAUACAGCAGCUGUAGGCAUUUGAGAAGUGAUAUCACACAUGCAAACAUACACCACACGCCCACAAAACACACAACACACAAAACACACAACACACACACACACACACACACA
Peromyscus eremicus (cactus mouse) is the source of this 1140-nucleotide messenger RNA. It is a transcript of the gene Cenpn, whose product is annotated as centromere protein N. The transcript is spliced from 9 exons. Bases 28 to 852 code for a protein of 274 amino acids. The record is from RefSeq and is a predicted model, not a curated record. NCBI's taxonomy places the organism in Eukaryota, Metazoa, Chordata, Mammalia, Rodentia, Cricetidae. Gene Ontology annotation, biological process: CENP-A containing chromatin assembly; chromosome segregation.